UAGUUAUCACUACUUAUUAGUUAUCAAUAUUUUUCAAAAACAAGGAUUGGUAAACAAAUGAGCAAUUUUGAGCGCAAUUUUCAUCAUUUUGAAAAUUUUAAUAGACUUUUUAAUUGCUUGCGCCUGUUUAUUACAAUAAUACCAUUAUAAGUUUUUUUCCAACUUUCCAGGAGAGUUUUGUGUGUCCAGCUGACCUCAUCGUAUGCAUCUUUAGUCCUUCUUAUUAACAUUUUCGAAAGCUGCUUGAGUCAGCAACUCAGCAGAGUCAUUUGAUGAAACCACAAUCAUAACAAUGACCAAAAAACUCGAGAAGAAAGUCAAAGCUCUAGAAGAUAGAAUUGAAGCCUUGGAAAACAUUAUAAACAAGAAAUCUCCUAAGAAAGAGGCCAACGAAAAACUCGAAAGAAUCCAACAUAAUGGAGAAGUUGAAAGUUCGUUGUCGAAAUCAGCUGAUUAUAAAGUCAAUAUGUCCAGCAGUGAUAUUCGUGAUCCGAAAGAAGACGAAGACAUCACGUUUGUGGAUAUACUAAUGAACAAAAGUCUGUUUUUGGAGUUCAUCACGAAAUUGAUCUUGAUAUGUAGCGCAAUAAACGUUUGUGUAAUGCUAUGUUUAUAUUUCAAUGACCGAAAACGAUUCGAUGAAAUCAGAGGAAAUAUUACGGAAUUUAUGACUAAUGUUUCAUCUGUUAUACAUAGUUUCGCGAAUUUAUGAUAGGUAUUUCGAAAGUUUAUAAAAAUUUCCCAAAACAUGUUAAAAACACUGUAGAUAUAUGUAAAUUGAAUUGAUGUAUAUUGUAUUCGAAUUUGUGGUUUUUCAACAUUAUAUUCAAUAUUGUCUAUAUCGAA
Planococcus citri (citrus mealybug) is the source of this 846-nucleotide messenger RNA. RefSeq lists its product as uncharacterized. Bases 293 to 712 code for a protein of 139 amino acids. The record is from RefSeq and is a predicted model, not a curated record. The transcript is spliced from 4 exons. NCBI's taxonomy places the organism in Eukaryota, Metazoa, Arthropoda, Insecta, Hemiptera, Pseudococcidae.